AUGGCUCCUCUUCCCCAUGCUCCGGCGGCGAAGGAGACCACGGACGGGAGGCCGCCGCUGCCGAUAGGUGACUGCCUCAUCUCGUCGGCGCUCCGGCACAUUCCCAUGCCCUCCUCCGCCGCUCGCCGGCGGCCGGCAAAGCCGCCGCUCGCCGCCCUCGUGGGGGAGCUCUGGGGCUUACACGCCGCCAUGGCCGCCGCCUUGGAGCGGAGCUGCCGGGCGGUGGCCGCGGCUGUCGUCGGCGACGGCCUCCUCGCUACUGUCCUCCGCAUUCCGGCCGAAUUCCAGCGCUUCUGCCAGGUAAAACCCUCCUCCUCCUCCUCCUCCUCCGGGCAGAGCCUGAUCUCACUUCGUUUUCAGGUGAACUGCAGGAGCUCCGCCUCCCCGAGUUCCCUCUCGGCGCAGGGCUUCGCCGCCGUGCUGCCGGGGGACUCGGUAGCGGGCCUCGUGGUAGCCAACGGCAUCACAAACUUCUUGAACAUCUACAACACCCUGCUCGUGGUCCGGCUGGUGCUGACCUGGUUCCCCAACGCUCCUCCGGCCGUGGUCGCCCCUCUCAGGUACGCCGCCGCCGCUGCCGCUGCCCAGCCGCCACCGGUGGCUCCGAUCGCUGAAGAUUGAAUUUUGGUGCAGCACUCUCUGCGAUCCCUACCUGAACAUCUUCCGAGGGAUCAUCCCGCCGGUAGGGGGGCUGGAUCUUUCGCCGAUUCUGGCCUUCCUGGUGCUGAACGCCUUCCAGAGCACGGCGGCCGCGCUACCUGUUGAGCUGCCCUCCGCCGGUGGCGUCUCCUGUUCUGCGGCGGCGGCGCCGCCGAUGAGCCUCACGACGAUGCAGGAGAAGUGGGUGAGGAGGAUCUGCCGGAGGAGAGCUAAGAGUGAUGGCGCUGGCGAGCAGGCCACAGGCCAGGACUGA
Spirodela intermedia is the source of this 913-nucleotide messenger RNA. NCBI's taxonomy places the organism in Eukaryota, Viridiplantae, Streptophyta, Magnoliopsida, Alismatales, Araceae. The record is from the annotation of a GenBank genome assembly.